CUCCGGGACCGGUCAGACCGGCGUCGGGAGACGAGCUUGAGUUCCUCACCGGCUCCCGGGCACAAUCACCAUCACCAGUGUGGUCUGGAGCUUCCAACCUGACGGGCCCAGGGGUCAGGGUUGGCCCCCCGAGCGCGCUGAGGAGCGGGGUUCGAGAGCCAGGUCCGCCGCGGCUUUGAGACCACGGGGAAGGGGGCGCGGCCAUGACGGAUCGGGGACCCGGAGACGCGAGAGGCCCGAGCUGAGAGAAUCUUGGAGGACAGGGCAGACCGAUGCGGACGGGGGCGGCCCGAGAGCAGCCCGAGCCGUGGAGCCCCCGCAGAGCCCGCCGACUGACUGGCGCUAGUUUUUUUGACCACAGUCCCCGACCUCCUUCGAGAAUGGGGAACGUGCAGUCGGAGCCGUCUGCGGGCGGGGGCUCCCGUAAAGAGCAGGCCUCAGACCGAGCCUCCGACCCCCGCAGGACGCCUCUGGUGGAGCCCGAGGUGACCCCCUCCUCCCCCGCCAUGCGCCUGGCUCGAGGGCUGGGCGUCUGGUUCCCCGGCAGCUCGGGGCCCCCGGGACUCCUGCUGCCUCCGGAGCCCCAGGCCUCGCCCUCGCCCCUGCCCCUGGCCUUGGACCUGCCCCCGCCGCCGGCCCGGCCCGGCAGCGAGGCUCAGCCGGCCGCGGGGGCCCGCGGGGGCGCGCCCCCCCAGGCCGGCGAGGGCGAGACGGCCCGGCCCGCCGCGUCCGAGUCCGGCCUGAGCCUGCUGUGCAAAGUCACCUUCAAGUCGGGGCCCCACCCGCCCCCCGCGCCGGCCCCGGGCCCCCUGGCGGCCAAAGCCCCCCUCGGGGCCGGAGGCGGCGCGGGACUGUUCGCCUCCUCCGGGGCCAUCUCGUACGCCGAGGUGCUGAAGCAAGGGCCCCCCCCUCCCGGAGCCACGCGACCCUCGGGGGAGGCGCCUCGCGCGGCUCAGGAAGCGGAGGGCGGCGAUGGAGACGGCGAAGGGUGCCCGGGGCCCCCCGCGGCGCCCGCUCCCCUCGCCCGGGCGCUGCCACCCCCCCCUUACACCACCUUCCCAGGUUCGAAGCCCAAAUUCGACUGGGUGAGCCCCCCCGACGGCACUGAACGGCACUUCCGAUUCAAUGGGGCCGUCGGGGGCAUCGGGACCCCCCGGCGGCGCGCGACCGCGCUCUCGGGGCCGUGGAGCUCCCCGCCGCCGAGGUCAGGUCAGGCCCACGCGGUGUCAGGGCCCCGGAGGCCCGCCCCCGCCCUGCUGGCGCCGCCCAUGUUCAUCUUCCCAGCGCCCACCAACGGCGAGCCCGUCCUCCCGGGGCCUCCCAGCCCGCAGACACCUCCACUGCCACCGCCGCCGCCCACCCCGCCAGCCACGCCGCCGCCGGUGCCGCCGCCGCCCGCGCUCCCGAGGACGCCGACCCUGGUGGCCCGGCCGCCCACCCCAGGCCCCGGCCACGCGGAGUCGGCUCUGGCUCCCGCCCCCGCCGCGGCUGCCGACCUGGCCCCGGCCACACCCCAAGUUCCAGCAGCGGCUCCCGCUGAGCCGUCACCCCCGGUGCCCCAACCCAUCAAGAUUCGCACACGCAGGAACAAAGGUCCCCGCGCGGCCCGGGCUGUGCUCCGUGAAGAAGGGACAUCUGGAGACGGCCCUCGAGAAGCCGGCGCGGCUCCCGUGACUGACAGCAGCAGCAGCAGCGGAGCGGGUGGCGGGGCCAGCAACGGAGCCUCCGCAGCCGGGACCCCUAACAAGGGCGCAGCGCGCCACUGGCCGCCCUUCGAGGUGCUCAACUCGUGUCCCUGCAAGUGUUACUGCCGCCAUCAAUCCCGCCACCGUCGCCUGCCACGCAACGUGUCUGCCUGGCUGAGCACACCCACCAACCACCUGAGCGAGCCACCCUGGGUGGCAACCGUCAAGCUGGCUGGCUCCCUGGUGGCCGGCCUGGAGCGCUACGACCUGCAGGCCACCCAUUCCACCUGAGCGCGACUGCCCAGCUCCCCCUGCCUCCCCUUCCUGGCCAAUAAAGUGCCCAGUC
This is a messenger RNA of Psammomys obesus (fat sand rat), 2031 nucleotides long. It is a transcript of the gene Ggn, whose product is annotated as gametogenetin. The record is from RefSeq and is a predicted model, not a curated record. The transcript is spliced from 3 exons. Gene Ontology annotation, biological process: double-strand break repair; gamete generation. Bases 273 to 1976 code for a protein of 567 amino acids. Gene Ontology annotation, molecular function: ubiquitin protein ligase binding. Lineage: Eukaryota; Metazoa; Chordata; Mammalia; Rodentia; Muridae.